Molecule: messenger RNA, 4275 nt
Organism: Symphalangus syndactylus (siamang)
Lineage: Eukaryota; Metazoa; Chordata; Mammalia; Primates; Hylobatidae
Gene: FOXF1
Product: forkhead box F1
Biological process (GO): animal organ morphogenesis; regulation of transcription by RNA polymerase II
Cellular component (GO): nucleus
Molecular function (GO): DNA-binding transcription factor activity, RNA polymerase II-specific; RNA polymerase II cis-regulatory region sequence-specific DNA binding
Source: RefSeq, a predicted model, not a curated record
AGGGCUGUGCGCGUCGGGGAAGGCCCCGACCCAGGGCGCGUUUCCCGCCGCGCCGCCCGGGCGGGGAAGGCGGGGUCCAGCGCGCAUCGGGGCUGAACCGCGGGCGGAGGGCGCAUUAACACUUGCUCGCCAGGUUGGUGGAGGCGGGGCGGAUUCUGCUGGCGGCCGCGGGGCGGCGAGAGUGGGGGCUCUUUAAGCGCCCACCAACGCGGGGGCCCGAGGGGGGCAGGGACGGAGGGAGGGAACUCCGGGAGGGUCUUACGCCGACCCGCGAGACGCAGCCGAGCGGAGACGGAGUGAAGGCUGCCUCGCCCGGAAUCUCGGAGCCGAGCGCCGCGGGCGGCGGGGACCCAGGGCUGCUCCCGGCUGGGGCGCACGGUCGUAAGCCCUGGAGGUGGUGCCUCCCCCCAAAAAAUACCGGCGGGGGUAGCUUCCUCACGGCCUCCUCCCGGGCUGCCCUCGGCCUCAGCCCUGCUUCUUUCCUUGUGGGAGGGCGAGAGAGAAAGAGGGAGGAGAGAGUUGGGGGAGGCGGGAGUUGGAGGGAGAGGGGCUCUGAGCCAACCGCCGGCGGAUCCAGCAGCUCCUCGGGGAGGGCGGGCGGGAGCGCGGGGGCGGGCGCGCCGCGACUCGCUCGGGAGAAGUGGCCGCCGAUGACGGCAGAGGUGCAGCCAGCCCCGCGCGCGCAGCCCCCUCCCCCUCGCCCUCCUCCCCCCCCUCGUCCUCUUCCUCCUCCUCCUCCUCCUCCUCCCGGCCCGUCCGCGGCGCAGAGCAGCGGCGGCAGCGGCGGCGGCGGCAGCAGCCACCCGAUGUCUUCGGCGCCCGAGAAGCAGCAGCCACCGCACGGCGGCGGCGGCGGCAGUGGCGGCGGCGGGGGAGGCGGCGCGGCCAUGGACCCCGCGUCGUCCGGCCCGUCCAAGGCCAAGAAGACCAACGCCGGCAUCCGGCGCCCGGAGAAGCCGCCCUACUCCUACAUCGCGCUCAUCGUCAUGGCCAUCCAGAGUUCACCCACCAAGCGCCUGACGCUGAGCGAGAUCUACCAGUUCCUGCAGAGCCGCUUCCCCUUCUUCCGCGGCUCCUACCAGGGCUGGAAGAACUCCGUGCGCCACAACCUCUCGCUCAACGAGUGCUUCAUCAAGCUACCCAAGGGCCUUGGGCGGCCCGGCAAGGGCCACUACUGGACCAUCGACCCGGCCAGCGAGUUCAUGUUCGAGGAGGGCUCCUUUCGGCGGCGGCCGCGCGGCUUCCGAAGGAAAUGCCAGGCGCUCAAGCCCAUGUACAGCAUGAUGAACGGGCUCGGCUUCAACCACCUCCCGGACACCUACGGCUUCCAGGGCUCGGCCGGCGGCCUCUCGUGCCCGCCCAACAGCCUGGCGCUGGAGGGCGGCCUGGGCAUGAUGAACGGCCACUUGCCGGGCAACGUGGACGGCAUGGCCCUGCCCAGCCACUCGGUGCCCCACCUGCCCUCCAACGGCGGCCACUCGUACAUGGGCAGCUGCGGCGGCGCGGCGGCCGGCGAGUACCCGCACCACGACAGCUCGGUGCCCGCCUCCCCGCUGCUGCCCACCGGCGCCGGCGGGGUCAUGGAGCCGCACGCCGUCUACUCGGGCUCGGCGGCGGCCUGGCCGCCCUCAGCCUCCGCGGCGCUCAACAGCGGCGCCUCUUACAUCAAGCAGCAGCCCCUGUCCCCCUGUAACCCCGCGGCCAACCCUCUGUCCGGCAGCCUCUCCACGCACUCCCUGGAGCAGCCGUAUCUGCACCAGAACAGCCACAACGCCCCAGCCGAACUGCAAGGCAUCCCGCGCUAUCACUCGCAGUCGCCCAGCAUGUGUGACCGAAAGGAGUUUGUCUUCUCUUUCAACGCCAUGGCAUCCUCUUCCAUGCACUCGGCCGGCGGGGGCUCCUACUACCACCAGCAGGUCACCUACCAAGACAUCAAGCCUUGCGUGAUGUGAGGCUGCCGCCGCAGGCCCUCCUGGUGCAGGCAGGCGGGUCACAGGGACCCUGGACCGGCACAAGAAACUGCUUUAUUCUCGAGGUAUAACCGUCGGCAGAAGAAAAGGGUUCCACCUCUCCCCACCCGGAGUUUUUGGCAAGGAAUCCCCAACGCAAAGACACAGCGCUGCGGUUGGCACCUCCUUCCUCACUCCCUCAAAAUUGUUAAGAAAUGGUAGUGGUGGGUCUGAUCCGACUGCAGCCAUCGGCAAAUAAAAGUUUUUGAUCCUGUUGAACCCGCCUGAGACGGUGCUGUGCAGGGGAAAGCCUUCCGCAUCCACACAGGAAUUCUGCUGAGGUCCCCCCUCCUUCCGGCCAAUGGCAGAAGUGGGGGAAGAUUUUUAGAAGAAAAGCAAACAUGUGAGACCAGUCAUUAUCAAAUACUUCUAUUUUUUGGUUGAGUAUUUAUCUUUUUAUUUUUUAUUUUUUGAAAGAAUGUCUUGGAAUGCGCAAGUCUCCCUUUAGAGCCGUCUUUUGCGGGGAGCGGGAGGUGACAAGAGCUCAGAUCUCCCUCCCGAUCUCCCUCCCCACCUCCGAAGUCUCCUCCGUGGACCACAGGUGGAUCUUUGUGCGAGCAACUUGCAUUUCGGAAGCCACUGUCCGUCUUUAAACAGAAAGUCGAAGGAGCCACGAAGCAAGCGGCCGUCCGGGCGUCCGCCUCCGACCCCUUCCAUGUUCCUCUUCUUCCUUCGCUUCAGCCUCUUCUGUUAUGUUUUGUCUUGAGUUUUAUUUAGACUUUUUCAGUGGGUAUUUUUCUGUCUCCCAACCUCUACUGUAAACUUUCUGGUCCGAGAACGAGCCGAACACAGCGCAACGCAGGGACUAGGACGGCCCGGUGACCGCGCGGAUUCAGGAUUGCGGGGACGCAGAAAGGUUAAGGCACUUUUAAAAACUAUAGCAAGGCUCCUGUUUAUUUAUUCUACUUUCUUUCCCUAAUAAUCAAAACACCGCGUAGGCUCCUCCGUUUAUCAGUAUUAAUGGUGUAACUUUGUUGGCAAUAUUUGCCGUGUAGAAUUUUUUUUAGAUAUCCAUUGUAAAUUUGAAACAAAGACCGAUCUGUGUAAAAACAAAUUUCCAUAUGUUUUAUAUAAAUAUAUAUAUAAUAUGAAGGACUACCCUCCUUUUUUUUUUUUUUUUUUAGUAUUUUGGCUGCUAGAGUGCAGCAUUUGUGACACGUAUUUGAAAUUUGAGAUUUCCUUCUGCACUGUAUAAAAGGACCAUUUGAGGAUGUUUUGCCUUUUGUGUAUUUUUUCCUAAAAAAAGAACAAAAAUAAAAAUGUAUAACAUUUGUACAUGGCCUUUAAAAUUGUAUCAACUAGAAAUAAAAUUGCAUGAGUAUUUUAUUGGGACUGAGAUUGCAGAAUACCUUCCAGACUCCCAAAGACAGAGGGGGAAAAAAAACAGGCUUUGGAUCUCUAGACUUUUAAAAAUUUACAAUCUGGGCGAUUCUGAGUACUUUUUUCUUUUUUGGCAAAUCCUCCUCUUUUCACUCUUCAUUCCACUUUGAAGUAAACGCUGGACAAGAGGAACUAUUUUUCUUGGCUUCUGUUUUUUAAGAAGAGCCCUUUGCCCCUCUAAAUGUCAUUGAUCGUUUUAAAGAAAUAAUCAAACGUUUAAAGAACACUUUAGACCUCCUUCCCCUAGGGAACACUAAUUAAACCAUAUAUGUGCACAUAUACAUGUAUAUACAUAUAUGUACAUAUAUGUAUACGUGUCCAUGUACAUAAUAUAUAUUUUUUUGCCACUACAAGACCAGUGAGAGUUUUACUUUGGGUUUCCGACUUUCUUGUUCUCUUGCUGUAGCUGUUAUAAAUCGUGAAUCAACUUUAAGGUUUUUUUGUAGUUGUUGGUUUUGUCUUGUUUUGUUUUGGCUUUUUGGUGCCUUGUUCUUGGUUUUCCCCGAUAGAAAAUCAAGUAAAAUCUAAAUGAGGCAAAAGGGCGCUUGGUGGGCCAGGUGACAGGCACCUUUCCAAUCCUGUAACAUUUAUCUCCUAAGUCACAGUUAGUCCCCUCUGGGGAAAAAAUAUUUUUUAACACUUGUAUCUUCCACUGACCACCCUCUUUCUAUUCCAGUUCCCGGCUACCGAGGAAAACAAACACAGUAAGUCACAUUGUUGGUGCGGCCCUUACAGACCCACCGCAGUGUCUUGCGUCGUGGGGUCGUGAGUCUCUGAACCUGGUUCUUCUCAGAGUUGACAUUUUGGACGUGGGGUAAUUUCUUCGGUGCUCUGUUACAUCAAAAUUAUCAAUAAACUCGUCUGGGCAAUUAAUGUCCCAAACUAA